Messenger RNA from Branchiostoma floridae (Florida lancelet), 3775 nucleotides. RefSeq names its product myosin-2 heavy chain-like. Lineage: Eukaryota; Metazoa; Chordata; Leptocardii; Amphioxiformes; Branchiostomatidae. The transcript has 2 exons. Bases 513 to 3605 code for a protein of 1030 amino acids. The record is from RefSeq and is a predicted model, not a curated record.
UACACUCAGUGUUGUCUUUGUACUACCAGAACCAAAAGCCCAGAGACAAGCUUUUCUAAAGGAACAUUUGUUCUGGGCAGGUCUUUCUAUUCUGCAAACGGCAUUGAUAGCUAUUUAAUUGGCCCUCGGUUUGCUACGCCUCGACAUGCCGCAAGGGUCCUGAAUACAGGGCGCUGAAAGAGCCCGCUGAUAAAUGAUGACCCAGGCCUAUGCAAACACUCCUGUACUGUACAACCUGCUAACUAGCGGUUGUCGGGUUGGAGCACGUUUCUAAAAACACCGGGACAAUGCUGCCUCAUUCCGGACUGUGGUAACGGAUUAACGUGUCCAAUUUGGCUCAGCUUUGGGACGAUUGUCCACCACCAAUAUCCACUCAUUAGGUAACACGGAAACACGGCCCAUGGGGUGAAGGGUCUUUCCCGCUUGGCUGCCGCCCAAGCCCUACGUGUGCGUCUAAUCCUCUCCACUGUGAUGGAAUUGCUUCGACAUAGUAGAAAACCAGACUGAUAAAAAUGUUGAACCAGCGAGCGAGAGACGCGAGAUCGCCGCCUCCCAACGUCCUCCUGUGGCACAAGUUCCGUGAGGAACGCGACGUCGCCUUGCAGCGGGAGGUGGCAGCUAAGGACAAGGAGGCUCUGACGGUUUACAAGAGCCAGGAGACCAUCGGGGUUCUGAAGGAAAAGGCACAGAGAAAGGAUGAAGAAAACCAGAUGCUCUCCCGCAAGGUCAGAAAACUCGAGAAGCAGAAAAGAAAGGAAGAGUCGCAACGACGCAAGGCUCAGCUGAAGUUGCAGAGGGAGCUGGAGAAGAUGCGGAAGCUGAACAAGAAGUUGCUCGGAGACGUCGACGUGCUACAGACCACAGUCUCAAAACAAAAGAGGAAGCUACAGAAGCUGAAGAAAGGGAGGCUGAAAGCGCCUAACGAAGAUGAUGAAUUCGGUGAAAUUGAUCUCGAUCUCGAGGAGAAGAUAAGCGAUGACGAGUUCCACGAGGAGCUCGGCGGGGACCCGGGAAGGCGGAGGUCCAGAGGGCCGAGAUGGAACGCCCAGAGACGGAUAGAGGAGGGGGAAGAGAACUCCAGCUCUGACGAGGGAAGGGGCACGGCGGAGGACGACAACGCCGAUUCUGUCAGCUCAAGGUUAGGCAGGAACUCGGCCAUGGCCAUGCACGCCGAGGCAACGAAGCAAGAAGUCUCGCAGAAUAUCGCGAGACUCCAGGACAUCCUUUCUGGCAAGAUCGAAGGCAACGUGGAAGACUCCAUGCCAGAGGAGUACCUGGAGGAGCUCCGAGCCAUGGCAGGCGGCAUGGACUUGAAACAGUGGUGGAGCAAACUGACUCCCGAAGAGAGAGAACAAAAACUCAAACAGCUCAACAAAAGGGUGUACAAGAAGAAAGCCAAAAUGGCGGGAAUCUUGGAGGAGGGUGCAAGCGAUGACGACGAUUCCGGACAUGGAAAGACCAAGGGAGGUAUCGGCAAAGGAGGAAAAAGUGGAGGCGAAAACAAGUCUCGAAGUAGAAAAAGCUCCAAGAAUCGUAAGAAGUCCGGUUUAGGUGACGACAGCGAUGAGGAGACGGGAAGCGGACCUGGGAAGACUCGUGGGCGCAGAAAAUCGUCCGUCAGGGGAAAGAAGGAUGAAACAGAUGACGAUCUUAAAACGUCGGGAAAGGCGACAAGAAAAGGCAAGGGAAGGCGAAAAGGAGGAGGCAGGACCGGCAGUGAUGGGUCAGAUGAUAGCGACGAGGAUAACCUUGGUGCUAUGGGUGGAAAGAAGGGGAAAAAGAAAAUGGGCAAAAAAGGUAAGAACGGUGAUGGCGUGUUGGAUUCAGACGGCGAGGAUGAGACUUCUGUGGGGAAAGCAAACAGAGGGAAGAAGGGCAGUAAACUACCUCCUAUCAGAAACAAAGGUAGACUGGGGCAGCUUGGAGACAGCGACGACAGCGGGCAAGACGGAGACGGUAAAGACAGCGGAGGUCUGGGUAGAUCCAAGGGUCGCAAGAAGGGUGUCUCGAAGGAAAAAGCUAAAGAAAUCUCGGACAAUGCGAAGAAGAUUGAAGACAUCUUGUCGGGUAAGGUAAAAGUGGACAACAUCGAAGACGCGAUACCAAGCGAGUAUUUGGAAGAGAUGAAGAAGAUGGCCGGAGGAAAGGACUUGAAGGAAUGGUGGGAGAGUCUUGAUCCCGAACAGCGGGAGAAGCAGAUGCAACAGCUCCAAAGAAGAAUGCACCACAAAGAAGAGUUGCGCCAAGAGAUGGAAACGGGAAAGAUUGCAGUACCUGAACUGUCAGAUGAAAAGGUUCGCGAGAUAUCAGAAAACGUUGAUAAGCUCCACGACAUAUUGUCAGGGAAAGUAGACGUAGAUAACAUUGAAGAAGCCAUACCGAGCGAAUACCUGCAAGAGUUGAAGAAAAUGGCGGGUGGAAAAGACUUAAAGAAGUGGUGGGAGAACAUGGAUCCCAAGGAGCGGGAGGAGAAGAUGAGGCAGCUUCAGAAAAAGAUGCAGCAGCAGGAAAAGCUGCGUCUCGCGAACGAUGACAUGCAAGAUUUGGAUCCCGCGGAAAGGCACGAGCGACUGCGAGCGAUGGAGAAAGAAAUGAGAUUACAGGAGGCGAGAGAAGCCUUUCAAGAAACCGCACAAAAUGUUGCUGAAAAGGUCGGGAAAAUAGAAGACAUUCUGUCAGGGAAAGUCAACGUAGACAACCUGGAGGAGGCAAUGCCGAAAGACUACCUCGAUGAGCUGAGAAAAAUGGCAGGUGGAAAGGACAUCAAACAAUGGUGGAGUAGCCUGAAACCCGAGGAGAGAGAAGCAAAGAUGGCUGAGCUGCAGAGAAAAAUGUACCAGAAGGAGACCAUGGACGCUGCCAAAGAACAACUGAAAGGACUCGACCCGGUGGAAAGAGAGAUGCGACUGCGCGAGCUUCAGCGAGAAAUGCAGAUUGAAGAAGCCAAACACACGGCGAGAGAAAAGGCUGUGCGCAGCAUCGUGCAGAACAUGGAAGCCAUCUUGGAGGGAGCAGCGGACGGUAAUAUAGAAGACGUCGUUCCCGACCACGUGUUGCAGGAGAUGAGAAGACUGGCCGGAAACCAGGACUUACAGACCUGGUGGAAAAAUCUCAGCGCAGAGGAGAAACAGAAUCUCCUGACGACGUUUGAACGGGACAUUCGGGAGGACGAAAGUUUGCGAAAGGCCAUCGACGACAGGGUAGAGUCCAUGUUCCGGGGGCUAGGACCCGGUGGAGAUGCCCUGUCCCAGAACAACUCGCUUCCAGCUUUCUUACGUCAUUCCGGUCUGUUAGAUGACGUCAUUUCCGACGUCACCGAAGAGAUGGUUCUACGCGGCGGGGACGCGCGGAACUUCAGACACCGGUUUUCUUUCGGUUCCCUUCCUCCAUUGACAAUCAGCUUGAACAAAAUGGGGCUAGGCUGGGGGAUAUCUCCGCGCACAUACGACUGCAGUGUCGUAGACCAUCGCUACCUCGGCCGGAAGCCUAGGGCGGACAAAGUCAUGUCCUUCCCCUUGGGGAACUGGGUCUACAUCCGGGAACGUGCGGGGAACUCGUGCAUGACGAGAAUCUUGAAGAGAAGCUUUGAAAUGCAUCGGAGAUGACUAAAAUACACAUGACUCUUUACCGUGUACUGAACUGUCUCUGGGUUUUGCUGUGUUUGCAUGGACUGACGAACCCCUCAAAAACAUGAAAGAAGUAAGCCUAUAACAGUAGUUCACCUUUGUCCGCGGGGUAACCUAUAUAAGUUGUUUUUAAAGACUGGGUAUUGAGG